UGUAGCGACGUCGUGCGGAUAGGGGUGGCGCACGCCUGCGACUGAACACGUCUGUCACUGCAGCACUGGACUAGAUUUCCUUUUUUGCAUACAAAAGGAAGUGACAAUGAUUUACCUGGUGACACCAAUCUUUCGGCUCUUCGUCCUCGCGCUGGACAUCCUGGAGUUCCUUUGGGGAGCCUACUGGGAUGUUGUAUGGACAUUUUUGUACCUUGUGUUUGACAAACCUAUGAAGAGCAUUUGUGGCAAAACAGUACUGAUCACUGGGGCAGCUAAUGGCGUUGGCAGAGCAUUGGCGUUUGCGUUUGCUAAGCAGGGAUGCAAUGUCAUCUGUUGGGAUGUUGAAGAGGCUGGGAACCAGGCGACGGCCGAGGAGGUGCAGAAGGCCUACGAACAGGUGCGGUCGGCGGCCUACUGCGUGGACGUCAGCGACCGAGAGCAGGUGGAGAGGGCGGCCAACAAGGUACGAGAAGACUUCAGCUUCGUCGACAUUUUGGUGAACAACGCCGGCAUCAUGCCGGCAAAGCAGUUUCUAUGUCACACGCCAGAGGAGAUCAAGAGGAUUUUCAAUGUCAACGUUUUCUCCCAGUACUGGACGCUCCGCGCCCUGCUACCGGACAUGCAGCGCGCCGGCCGGGGAACGGUGAUCAGCAUCUCCUCCAACUGCGGCCUGAUGGGCUCGCCCAACCUGGUGCCCUACUGCGCCUCCAAACAUGCUGUCAGAGGGCUCAUGGAGGCGCUGACCGAAGAAGGGCGCCAUCUGAGCAAGAAGCGCCAGCCGCCGGUGCACUACCUGACCGUGUUCCCGUUCAUCAUCAACACGCGCCUGGCCAAGUACCCGCGAGUCAGGUUCCCGUGGCUGACGCCGGUGCUGACGCCGGAGUAUGUGGCCGCGGAGACUGUGAAGGCGCUCAUGGAGGGGGAAGAGGUGCUGUUCUUCCCCAAGUGGAUGUACCCGUUCUUCCUGUUCAGUCGGAUCUGGCCCCGCCGCACGCAGCAGCGCUUCUACGACCUCUUGGAUACGGGCUUGGACGAGAACCAGUUCGACGUGGCCGACCAGAUGCGCCACUUCAACGCGCACUGAGCUUCACCGUCCCUGACGAGGGUGUGGGGCUCGCCAGGGACGCCCCCGAGUCCCUCUCCGAAGCCACCCAGAGCACAUUGACGUCUGGACCACCAACAGUACACUGCACAGCCUCCUGUGUGGCAUUCACAGCUGAUUUGGUGGCCACGCUAGCCGUUGGGUAGCUUCAAAAUCACCGUGGCUUACGUGGCCCCUUUGGUGGCUUGUGCAGCCCUUUUUGUGGCUUUGACAUAGCGCUUGGUUGGUGCCUUCGUGCGGACACGGUUGGGUCAGUGCGCCGACCGUGGAGGGCAGUUUGUGCUUCCGGAGGAUCACCGUAUGUAGCUGCCUCUCUGCGUCGCAGGAGGCUUAGCUUUAAUAUUGUGUGUUGUUUGGCUGAAAUACUCCAGAAGCUUCCGUACUCAAAGCUCAGUGAUGUCUUUGGAUGUUUAACCCAAGUAACGUCAGCGGUGAAAGCGGUAUUUAACGAAACAUGGCCGGUGUUUUAGGGCACUAUGCUGUCAACUUACUCAGGCAGUGCAGAUGCGUCAGGUACUUACGCACCGAAAUACUCACGGGCCCUUUGGCCAGUUGUGCAAGAUGUCGGUUUAGUGGCCGGAAGGCAGUCCAUGUUAUGAGUCGGCGGUGCUCGUUGUGUUCAGUGCGGUCGUGAUCGGUGGCAGUAUGAUAGCCAAUCACCGACCACGCUUGUGCUCACAUGUCUCCCGCCCUCUCCCAUUGGUGGUAAGCUCCGCCGUUGCUCAUCGGACGGCUCGCUCCUCCCCGAUGGAAGACUCCGUCCGUUUCGAAGCCUUUGGGACGCUGCGCGCCAGUCCGUCUGGGCGGAGCGUGGCCGCGGUGGACGGCAGUCCAGUCUGUCGAGGCAGCCAAGUCGGUCGACUCUGGUUGUGGUCUCUAACGGUUGAUGGCUGCUGUUUGCAGCGGGGGUGUUAUCUUGUGCUCAUGUGGUUGUCGUACGGGUUUGUGGUGUCGAUGCGUGAGACGGGUCUGGGCGGUUAUGUAUUGUAACUUAUGAAAUCGGGUGUCGUAUUACUAGCCUGAGACUGUGUCAAGACUUAAAAGCACCCUGCGCGGGCUUCGCAUUCCACAAUGGUGGUUGUUUUAUAUGGGCGCUGCUGAUGUACCAACGGACUGCUGUCUGACGUGCUCUGCAAUACAUGUCCACUUUUUGA
This is a messenger RNA of Pollicipes pollicipes, 2256 nucleotides long. RefSeq names its product 17-beta-hydroxysteroid dehydrogenase 13. Gene Ontology annotation, molecular function: oxidoreductase activity, acting on the CH-OH group of donors, NAD or NADP as acceptor. Gene Ontology annotation, cellular component: lipid droplet. The transcript is spliced from 9 exons. The record is from RefSeq and is a predicted model, not a curated record. Bases 107 to 1084 code for a protein of 325 amino acids. Lineage: Eukaryota; Metazoa; Arthropoda; Thecostraca; Pollicipedomorpha; Pollicipedidae.